AUGGAAACUCUAAAACAACCGCCGCCAUUAUCCCUACAAGGAGAUCCAUCGGAAAAUUAUAAAAAAUGGCUACAAAGAUUUAAACUCUAUUAUACUGCCACGGGGGCAAAACAACGAUUAGAUGAAGAAAGCAAGAUUGCUUUAUUUCUUCAUUGCAUUGGUGAAGAAUGUAUAGAAAUUUACAAUAAUUUUGACAAUGAAAAAAUUAAGACCUAUGAAGAGCUCGUUGAGCAGUUCUCAAAAUAUUUCUUGCCACUAAGCAAUGAAAGUAUCAACAGAAAUGUCUUCUUUAGACGUAAAAUACAAGAAGGGGAGACUUUGGACGAGUAUGUCAACACAUUGAGGACCCUAAGUGCAGACUGUAAUUUUGGAACACUUAGGGACAGUUUAAUAAAAGAUCAGAUAAUUAGAGGAAUUAAAAAGAAAAAUGUUGUGGAACGUCUACUCAAAGAAUCUGACCUGGAUUUGCCAAAAUGCAUAAAAAUUUGCAAAACAUAUGAUUAUACAGAAAAACAAAUUAAGGACUUUGAUGUUGAAGAACAAGCAGUAAGUGUAGUAAAGAAGGACAAAGGCUAUAGUUAUAGAUCUAAAGAAAAUACUGAUCAAAGAAAACAACCAGAGAGAAGAAAUUAUGGAUCAAGAAAUAUGAGAGAUCAAUCUGAGGAAGCAGGUACAAGUGGAUAUCAGCGGUCACAGUCUACUACCAGACCUCCAUGUCACAGAUGCGGCUUUGUACAUGGUUUCAAGUGUCCAGCGUUUAAUCAGGUUUGCAAAAAGUGUAACAAAUUCGGGCAUUACGGAAAAAUGUGUAGAAAUGUCAAGAAUGUGAAUGUAGUAGAUCUGUCAUCGGAUGAAAGUGAUAUUGUGUUAGGUAUGGUGCAAAUUAAUUCGAUUCAAAGGAAAGAAGACUAUGAGGCCAUUCAAAUACAUGGUCACAUUAUAGACUUUAAAUUGGAUACUGGUGCGGACUGCAACGUGCUUCCAUUAAGGUAUGUUAAGAAACUCGGAUUAGAAAAUAAAGUGAAAAAAAAUGCAAAUAACUUGUAUAAUUAUGAAGGAACAGAGCUGAACUGCGUCGGUAAAAUUAAAUUAACUGGAAAUUUUAUAAAUAAUAGACAAGUACAAUUGAAAUUCUAUGUUAUCGACUCAGUUCGCCCGAUUCUACCAGUGUUAGGUCGUAAAUCAAUAUUCAAGGAAGAACUAAUGGAAAGAAAAUAUCUAAAUUGUAUAAAAAAUGACUGUAAUAAUCUCACAGAAAAUUAUAAAGAACUGUUUGAUGACAAAAUUAUAGGCACUUUAAGUGGUUCAGACUAUAAAAUCAAGUUAAAAGAAAAUGCUCAGGGCAAAGUGGAAUCUUGUAGGAAAGUACCAAUAUCAUUACACGAGAGCUUGAAAAGGGAAUUAGAUAAAAUGGAAAAACUUCAAGUUAUUUCAAAAAUAACAGAGCCGACUGAGUUUGUUAGCAAUAUAGUUAUUGUAAAAAAACCGAAUGGGAAAAUUAGAGUUUGUUUAGAUCCAGGAAAUUUAAAUAACUGUAUUAUGAGGGAACAUUUCAAAUUACCUACCUUUGAAGAAGUGUCUAGUAGAAUGGCAGGUGCUAAAGUAUUUAGUAAACUGGAUGCAUCUACAGCAUUCUUUCAAAUUAAACUUCAUGAGGAUAGUGCUAAACUGUGCACGUUCUCUACACCUUUUGGUAGAUAUUAUUUUAAACGUCUACCAUAUGGGCUUUGUUCUGCACCAGAAGUUUUUCAUCGUAGAUAUAAAGAAAUUUUUCAAAAUAUAAAUGGAUGUGAAGUGUUUGUUGACGACCUAGUAGUAUAUGGUAAAGAUCAAGCAGAACAUGAUGAACGUUUAUUAAAAGUAUUACAAAUGGCAAAAGAAAAUGGGGUAAAGUUUAAUUCAACUAAGUGUGUAUUUGGAAAGUCAGAAAUAGAAUAUCUAGGACACCUACUGACUAAAGAUGGUAUAAAGCCUGAUCCUACAAAAAUAGACUCUAUAAUUAAAAUGGAAAAGCCACAAAAUGUAAAAGAAUUGCAGCGCUUGUUAGGAAUGAUCACAUAUGUGGCCAAGUUUAUACCAUCUUUAUCACAAGUUUGUAGUCCUCUAAGAAAUUUAAUAAAAAAAGAUGUAGAAUGGUUGUGGUCAAAAGAACAUGAUGAUUCCUUUUGUGAACUUAAAAAAAUAUUAGUUUCAGACCCUGUGCUGCAAUAUUAUGAUGUCAGUAGACCAGUGAAAUUGUCAGUAGAUGCUUCAAAAGACGCUCUUGGAGCGGUAUUAUUACAAAAUGACUUACCGGUAGCUUAUGCCUCCAAAUCCAUGACCAGCACUCAAAAAUUAUAUGCUCAAAUUGAAAAAGAACUCUUAGCCAUUUUAUUUGGAUGUUCUCGCUAUCAUCAAUAUAUUUAUGGUAAACAAAUUGAAGUUGAGACUGACCACAGACCCUUAGAGUCAAUUUUUAAGAAACCCAUAUGUGAUAUACCAUUAAGAUUACAGCGCAUGCGUUUACACUUGCAGAAAUAUGACAUAAUUGUGAAAUACAAACCUGGAAAAGACCUUUUGAUAGCUGAUGCAUUAUCUAGACAUAAUUUAAAAACAAAUGAUAAUCUUCUAGAACAGGAAAUUGAGGCUCAAGUUAGGAUGGUUGUGAGUUCUUUACCAGUAACAGAUAGGAAAUUACAAAUUUUUAAGGAUGAGACAAAUAAAGACACAGAUUUACAACAAAUAAAAUAUUACAUUUUGAAUGGAUGGCCAAGUAUUAAAGAUAUUCCUAAUAGUUUGAGACCAUACUUUACAUUUAGUGGAGAACUGUAUGUGUGUGAUGAACUGAUUUUCAAGAAUAACUGUAUUAUUGUUCCACAAACCUUAAGAUCAGACAUGUUAGAGCGUAUUCAUUACAAUCACAUGGGAUUAGAUAAGUGUAAGGCUAGGGCUAGAUCAUGCAUGUUUUGGCCGUUCAUGUCAAGAGACAUUGAAAAUAAAGUUUUGAAUUGUAGUACAUGUGAUAGGUUUAAGAAAAAUAAUAUAAAAGAACCUAUGCAAAUUAGGGAAAUGCCAAAUAAGCCAUGGUGGCACUUGGGUACAGAUGUAUUUCACUAUAAAGGAAAAAACUUUAUAAUUGUAGUGGAUUACUAUAGCAAAUACUUUGAAGUGUCAGAAUUGAAAGAUUUACGACCAGAAACUACAAUAGAUGCAUUGAAAGCUAUCUUUAGUAGAUUUGGGAUCCCUGAAUAUUUGUAUAGUGAUGGGGCGACUAACUAUACUAGUAUCAAAUUUAAAGAAUUUGUUACUAGUUGGGGUUUUGUACACAAAACAAGCAGUCCUACCUAUGCCCAGUCUAAUGGAUUAGCGGAGAGAUAUAUUCAAAUAACUAAGAAUCUUUUUAAAAAAGCUGAUUAUGAACAAAAAGAUAGAUACUUAAGCCUGUUAGAAUAUAGGAACACACCAAUUUCAAAGGAAUUUAAUUAUAAUACGCCUUCAGAAUUGUUAAUGGGCAGGAAAAUUAAGGGUUUGUUGCCUAGUAUUCAGAAACCUAGUAAAGAAAAUUGUAAUGUGCAAAAAAUAUUGUAUGACAAUGCAUGGAAACAAAAACAGUACUAUGAUAGAGGAUCAAAAAACUUGGCAAAGCUAGAUGAGGGUCAAAAAGUUGUAUUACUUAAUAAUAAUAAACCUAACAGCUAUGCUGAAGUAGUGAGAAAAGAUAGCAGACCCAACUCUUUUCAAAUUAAAACAGAAACUGGACAGAACUUGUUUAGGAAUAGAAGGUACUUAAUAAAUUGUAAAAAUCAGAGAGAAAUGAAAACUGUAAGAGAUAGCCCAAUAUUGUAUAGCGAUGAGGAGGAACCGUUGACAGUAUUUGAAGGGUAUAGAAGAAAUAGUAUUGCUGAUAUGACAGAUGAUAGCUAUGUUUCAGAACAAAGUAAGAAUAUUGUUGAUGUUCAGAACUACACAGAACAAAAUGAGAAUGGUCAAAGUAUUGCUAAUGAAAAUAACAAUUCUGCUAUAAGAACUAGAGCAGGCCGACUGAUUAAGAAACCUAGCUAUCUCUGUGAUUAUCAAACUGAUUGA
Cydia amplana is the source of this 4065-nucleotide messenger RNA. RefSeq lists its product as uncharacterized. Gene Ontology annotation, molecular function: nucleic acid binding. Bases 1 to 4065 code for a protein of 1354 amino acids. NCBI's taxonomy places the organism in Eukaryota, Metazoa, Arthropoda, Insecta, Lepidoptera, Tortricidae. Gene Ontology annotation, biological process: DNA integration. The record is from RefSeq and is a predicted model, not a curated record. The transcript has a single exon.